Molecule: messenger RNA, 681 nt
Organism: Penicillium manginii
Lineage: Eukaryota; Fungi; Ascomycota; Eurotiomycetes; Eurotiales; Aspergillaceae
Product: NAD(P)-binding protein
Exons: 3
Coding region: 1-681 (226 amino acids)
Molecular function (GO): oxidoreductase activity, acting on the CH-OH group of donors, NAD or NADP as acceptor
Source: RefSeq, a predicted model, not a curated record
AUGGCCCAAGAGAAUGCUUUUGAUGAGGCUGUCGUUUCAGAGCCCCCAUUUGAGGUCGUCAUCCACACUGCUAAGACACAGGCCGAUUGGUGUCCUAUUACAGUGGACCAAGCGAACGAAAGCCCAGCAAACGCCUACCGAGCAAGCAAGACAUUCGCCGAACGAGCAGCCUGGGAUUUUGUUGAGAAGGAAAAGCCUCAUUUUGACCUGAGUGUGAUUAAUCCACCUCUAGUUCUCGGACCUAUCGCGCAUAAUUUGGCAUCGCUGAGCGCCCUCAACACCUCCAACCAGCGCAUUCGCGACCUGAUAACCGGCGCUGCCAAGGAUCGCUGCCCUCCAACAGGGAAUUAUCUAUAUGUCGAUGUUCGAGAUCUCGCACUGGCCCACGUCCUCGCUAUCGAAAAGGUUGAAGCUGGCGGCAAACGUUUCUUCACUGUGUCCAGCCACUUCUCUAACAAAGAAAUUGCGCAAAUAAUCGACCACGAAUUUCCUGAAUUCCGAUCUCGUUUACCGACUGGCGAGGCCUUGGUACCAGGUGAUUACCCGGCAGAUGGUGUGUAUGGGUUUGACAGUUCGCGCGCGCGAGAGAUUCUGGGACUGGAAUUCCGACCGUUGAAGGAGAGUAUUGUUGAUGCGGUAAAUAGUUUGUUGGCCGUCGAGCCGGAGAUCCAUCAGUCUUGA